Molecule: messenger RNA, 1581 nt
Organism: Coccinella septempunctata (seven-spotted ladybird)
Lineage: Eukaryota; Metazoa; Arthropoda; Insecta; Coleoptera; Coccinellidae
Exons: 4
Coding region: 1-1119 (372 amino acids)
Molecular function (GO): zinc ion binding
Source: RefSeq, a predicted model, not a curated record
AUGACAGACGAUGAUGCCAAAUAUUUCAAUGCAUGGUGCCAAGAAAUGGUGAAGGAUGAGAAGCCAAGGCGUUUGCUUUGCACGUGGCAUGUCAUAAAAAACUGGAACAUCCAAGGGAGAAAUAAAAUAAAGAAAAUAGAAAUCAGAAAAGGAAUGAAAUACAGAAUGAGGCAUAUAUUGAAAGAAACUGACCAAACCAAAUUUCUAGAAUUGAAAGAAGAGUACUUCAAAUAUUUGGAAGAAGAAUGUGAAUAUGAUUUUUUGAAAUAUUUACAGAAACACUAUUUUCAGAGUAUUGAAAGAAUAAUGAUGUGGUCCCAUUGCUACAGGAUAAAUGUUGGUAUUAAUACUAACAUGGCUAUUGAGAGCCUAAAUAAAGUGAUAAAAUACAAUAAAAUGAAGGGAAAGCAGAACCUACGAAUAGAAAAAUUAUUAGAUUUAUUAGAAGAUCUAGUACAAGAUAAAAUGUGGAAAAAAAUUAUUGAUUUGGAGAGACCUAACGCCAAUUCCUACCAAAGCAGAGUAGGUAGAGAAGCUCAUAUAAAGGCUGAAAAUGAAGUAAAGGACAAAGUGAUAGUAUUAGAUUCUGGUGAGUUUAAAGUUUUCUCGACUUCGGUAAGUGGAAAAUUUUAUAUAGUUAAAUAUAACGAGAUGUGUGACGAUGAAUGCAGAACCUUGUAUUGUGACCAAUGCAAAGUAUGCAUUCAUAAGUAUCAAUGUCAGUGUCCAGAAUACACUAUCAAAACUGCAUUGUGUAAACAUAUUCAUGCAGUUGCUUUGGCCGAAAAGAGGAGCGAUUUUGUUGUAGGUCCAGAGAGUGAUGAAUCUCCAUUAUGUAUAGAUGAGCCUUCGACUAGCAGAGUUCGAAAUCAAAAUGAAGUUGACAAUUUUAUUGAAGAAAUAACAGAAUCUCAAAAUACUGUUUCCAUUGAUCCUAGUACCAAGCGUGAGACUGUAUUGAAAGAUACAUUCCUGAAAUUAAAAUCAUUGGAUGAUGAAGAAUUUUAUAAGAUGGUAGAGAUUAUCAAUAAAACUUAUAAUAGUUCUCAAGCCAAAAAAACCCAAAGAGUAGAAAAAAGGAAAAUAGAAAAGCAAUUAUAUUAUCCUAACAAAAAGUAGAAUAUUAUGAAUGUUGGUGAUGGAAUAUUAUUCACAUUUAUAACUUGCUUUUCGUUUGAAUUUAGAAGGUUAAUAUUAAUCCACUGCUGCUUUGUGUUGGUUUUCAUUUUCGAUUACUUUGUAGAUAUCACUUAGAGGGUGUGAAGGUGGGGAGGUGGUGGGUCAAUAUCUACAUCUAUCAUGGAUGUCUGAUUUGUAGAAUAUGUGUGCUUCACUUUAGAAAUGAUAAUGCAUGAAUUUGUCUUUUUAGUGAUUGUGAAAUAUAAUUUCAUUCAUGUAGGUAAAUGUGGUUUUAUUUUGAUUUUGGAUUAUCUAAUUAUACUAAAGAAAUGUAUAAGAUUGCUUAAUUUAUAUCCAUUCUGAAUACAUUUUGUUUGUUUGUAGUGUUCACUUGUGUUGCGCACUCAAACUUACUCCGAGUAAGCUCUGAUUACUCAAAUUUACAAAUGUAUGUAUGUCCUC